Molecule: messenger RNA, 1725 nt
Organism: Penicillium brevicompactum
Lineage: Eukaryota; Fungi; Ascomycota; Eurotiomycetes; Eurotiales; Aspergillaceae
Product: Elongator subunit ELP3
Exons: 2
Coding region: 1-1725 (574 amino acids)
Biological process (GO): tRNA wobble base 5-methoxycarbonylmethyl-2-thiouridinylation
Cellular component (GO): cytoplasm; nucleus; elongator holoenzyme complex
Molecular function (GO): acyltransferase activity, transferring groups other than amino-acyl groups; iron-sulfur cluster binding
Source: RefSeq, a predicted model, not a curated record
AUGGCUACUAUGACUAUGACCCAGCAGACCAAGCGGACUGCCAAAAAGAACGCAAAGUCCGUGCCCGAGAAUGAACGAUUCAUGCGAGCCUGUUCCGAUAUUGCGAACGCCCUUAUCCAAGACUAUGAGGCGCAUAGGGAUUCGACGAAGCCCAGGAAAGAUUUGAACCUCAACAAGUUGCGCGGCACUUUCUCAAGCAAGCACUGCUUGUCCACACAGCCGCCACUCACGGCCAUCAUUGCGGCCGUACCGGAACACUACAAAAAAUACAUCCUUCCAAAACUGAUCGCAAAGCCAAUCCGAACCUCAUCUGGUAUCGCUGUGGUGGCGGUUAUGUGCAAACCCCACCGAUGCCCUCACAUCGCGUACACCGGUAACAUCUGUGUCUACUGCCCUGGUGGCCCAGACUCUGAUUUUGAAUACUCAACCCAAUCCUACACUGGCUAUGAGCCAACCUCCAUGCGAGCGAUUCGCGCCCGGUACGAUCCGUUUGAGCAGGCGCGGGGACGUGUGGAUCAAAUCAAGUCUCUUGGUCACAGCGUCGACAAGGUGGAAUAUAUUAUUAUGGGUGGAACAUUCAUGUCCCUCCCGGAGGACUACCGAGACAGCUUUAUCUCGCAGCUUCACAACGCACUGAGUGGAUAUCAAACGGACAACGUCGAUGAGGCCGUGCAGGCCGGUGAAAUGAGUAAUGUGAAGUGUGUGGGUAUCACAAUUGAAACGCGACCCGAUUAUUGUCUGGACACCCACUUGAGCAGCAUGCUCCGCUAUGGAUGUACGCGACUGGAAAUCGGAGUUCAAAGUCUGUACGAGGACGUCGCGAGAGACACCAACCGUGGUCACACCGUCGCAGCAGUCGCAGAGACUUUCAAACUCGCCAAGGAUGCCGGCUUCAAGGUCGUCAGCCACAUGAUGCCCGAUCUGCCAAACGUUGGAAUGGAGCGAGACCUCUUCCAGUUCCACGAGUACUUCGAAAACCCCAACUUCCGUACCGACGGUCUCAAGCUAUACCCCACACUUGUCAUCCGAGGCACCGGUCUGUAUGAACUAUGGCGCACCGGUCGUUACAAGAACUACACACCCAACGCGCUCAUUGAUCUUGUCGCACGCAUUCUCGCCCUGGUUCCCCCUUGGACCCGUAUCUACCGAGUCCAGCGUGAUAUUCCCAUGCCGCUGGUCACCUCCGGUGUCGAGAACGGCAAUUUGCGUGAACUCGCUCUGGCACGCAUGAAAGACUUCGGCACAACCUGCCGUGAUGUGCGCACCCGAGAAGUCGGAAUCAACGAAGUCAAGAACAAGAUCCGCCCAUCCCAAAUCGAGUUGAUCCGCCGCGACUACACAGCCAACGGUGGCUGGGAAACGUUCCUGGCGUACGAAGAUCCCAAGCAGGAUAUUCUUAUUGGUUUGCUCCGUCUGCGCAAGUGCAGCGACACCCACACUUUCCGUCCCGAGUUCACUGGCCAGCAAACGAGUAUUGUUCGCGAGCUCCACGUCUACGGUUCUGCCGUUCCACUUCACGGGCGUGAUGCGCGCAAGUUCCAGCACCGUGGUUUCGGAACUUUGCUGAUGGAGGAGGCGGAGCGCAUCGCCCGCGAGGAACACGGCAGUCGCAAGAUCAGUGUUAUCUCUGGUGUCGGUGUGCGUAGCUACUACGCUCGUCUUGGAUACUUCCUCGACGGACCCUACAUGUCCAAGAUGUUGGAUCCUUGGGAAGACGAGGAGUAA